AAGAUUCAGUCGGGGCGUACUGGCUAACACUGGGCGUAGCUGGAGAGGAUUUUAGCUCGCCGCUGCACCAACUGACCAGACCUUGCUGUCUCCAGAAAGCCUGUAGACCUGGGGCCAUCUUGUAAAAUUUAAGUCAAUCAGCCCUGCCCUGCAGAGACGCAAAUACCACUCUAGUGGAGAUGAAGCCGGAUGGGGUUGCCACGGCAGCGUUGGAGCCAAUGGAAACACUGGAAUCCAAUCCAGGAAAUGAGGCAGCACCAGCUGUGGGACAGGAGCCCAACCAGGCAGCCAGUCCUGUGGAAGAGGAGAUGCCACAGCAGGCUGUAGGAGAGACAGGCCAGGUUGAACCCCAACCACAACAGGCCAAGGAAACCGAAGCUGCCAAGACCAGCAACACGAUCUCAGGAGACGCCAAAGCCAAGACUACCAACAAGGGCACAGCCAAGACAAAACCUACCACCACCAGCCCAACCAAGACCACAUCUGGCUCACGGUCCAACACAUCCCAGAGCCGCCUCUCAAAUGGCGUGUCUAAGCCUCAGACCAAUGGAGUGGCUAAGAAAUCCACACCUGCUCUAGACAAAAAGAACACCUCGACCUCAGCUUCCUCCAAAAAACCAACGGGCACGGCUGGAGCCCCAGCCUCCAAGAGCAAAGUGGGUGAGAAGAAAGCCACAGGAGCUGCCCCGACCACCAAUGGAGCAAAGUCGACGACUGGACCAACAGCAGCCAAGAAGACACCAUCCACAACUGCUAAUGGUGUCAAAACCAGCAUCACUGCAGCUGCUGCUAAAAAGCCCCCAGCUCCCAAAGCUGCCUCUGCAACUCCCACCAAGCCUAGUUCUGCUGCCUCACCUAAACCUGAGAAGCCCCCUAUUUCCAAGACAACCAGGCCCACUACUGGCACAUCAGCAUCAUCUCGUCCAGCAACAGGCUCAAACCGGGCACCCACUACCAACACAACCAAGAGCUCCCCAGCUACAGCCAAACCUGCUACCCCUAAAACCCCUUCCAACACUGCCAAGCCUGCUGCCUCCAAACUAACCUCCACUACCCCCUCUGGUGGCAAACCGCCGGCAUCACAAACAUCCAGAAACUCAACCCCUGUGAAAAAAGAUGUUACCAAACCAGCUACCCCAGCAGCCAAAAAGUCAGUAGAUUCUGCCCUUACCCGCCCUUCAUCCGCAACAAAGUCAGCAAAACCUGAGACCCCCAAAUCAGCUUCAAAAUCAGACGUCACUGCCAAAAAGCCUACUACUAUUACUAAGGCUGCAGACACAAAAAUACCUAACCGGUCCAAAACACAAGAGAGUAAGCCCACACCUUCCAAGGAUGCUUCCAAAACACUUGGCUCCAAAGCAGCUGUAGCCAAGACCUCCAGCCCCAAGAAAACUGUGGGCAGCAGCACUCCAACUCCUGUGAAACGUGGCCCCAAAGCUGCAACAGCUGCUGAACCUGGAAAGGAAAUAGCCGCUGCUUUAGCUGCAGCAGCAGCUAUCGCUACUGCAGCAGCUGCCAUUGCCGGGCCAGAGGAACGAGAACCUCCUGCAGAAGUACCUGUGGAGCCACCCGCUGGAACUCUUGAAGCAGUACAAGAAAAAACUUCAGAGCCCACACCAGAACCAGUCUCUGCACCAGCAUCAGAAUCAGUGCAAGAACCAACACCAGAACCCAUAAGUGAACCAAGACCAGAACCCACACAGGAACCAAUGCCGGAACCUAUACGGGAACCAACUCCAGAACCCAUACGUGAACCAACGCCAGAACCCAUACGUGAACCAACGCCAGAACCCGUGCGACAACCGACACCAGAGCCUGUACGUGAACCAACGCCAGAACAAAUACUAGAACCAACACCUGAGCCUGUACGUGAACCAACGCCAGAACCCAUACGAGAACCGACACCAGAGCCUGUACGUGAACCACUACAAAAACCAACACCAGAACCUGUACAGGAACCAAGUUCAGACCAAGUGCAAGAAACAUCUCCAGAACCCCCUGUAGAACCACUGUCUCAGCAGUCAGCAGAGCCAGAAGUAGGAGCUGAACCAGUCCAUGAACCAGCCUCCAAUGUUCAGAUGUCAGCCCAGCUCAACCUUUUCAAAUUCGAGGAGUCUGCGAACGACUCAGUUCCUUCCCUGGGAACUACUGUCAUGUCUCCUCCUUGUUCCCCACCAGGCCCUGUUUCUCCGGUUAGAGAGCAAGAGAAUGCCUCCUGUCUGCUGGAGAUGCAUAUCCAGGCUGAUCCCUGGGACAGGAACGUGCCCCUGGCAUCAUAUGAUAUUGCUUUCCAGAGUGCAGUCAAUAUGAUGAACUUCCAGACAGAAGAGGAAAAGGAGAAUAAAGAACACUUUGAGGCACAGGGAUUGAGGGAGGAGGAAGAGGAGGAGGAGGUAGAGAAAGAGAACCUCUAUAUGCCUACUUCUGCAGCUCCAUCUGAAGAGGCCUUUAAUAUGAUGAAACAACCUCACUUGUUGGGUGCCUCAUCCAUGGAUAAUUUCAUCCCCAGGGACCCGAUCUCCCCUCAUGAAAAGGAGGAGGCUGUGGAAAAGGCUGAUGAAGAGAUCAAUGAGGAUGAUGAAGAGGAGGAAGAGGAUGAAGAUGAGGAGCAGAGGAGACUAGGCCAUCGGCCUUCAUCCAUGAUCACUGACAUGAGCAAGUCUCAGCCCUCUGAGGAGUUCCAAGUAAGGUCCUCAACCUUUGGCAUUUCUGUAGGAUGGCAUGGUGACGAACUGCUGUCUGGGAUGGACUCGGAUGUGAGCAGCUGCACUAGCAGUCAGCAGCAGGGAGUCUUUGACCUCAGGAGCACCCAGCACACCGCAAUAUUGGAGGGCACCCAGAGCUCAGACGCCCUGGUCAACUCAAGCCUCCAUGGCUCUGAGGGCGAUGGUAAUCUCACGGGUUCUCCCAACGUGGAAACCCUGGCCAACGAAGAAGAGAAGGACGAGAAUGAAGAGGAUGAGCGGGUGGACGAUAUGGACUUGAGUUCAGAGAGAGUAGAGGAGCAUCACAAGGUGUUCCAGCAGCAGGAACAAGAUGAGGAGGAUGAUGAAGAUGUAGAGAUGCACAGUGAAGGUGUGACAGAGAGCUGUGGGAAUGUAGAUGAAGAUGACUUCAAUGAGGAGGAGCGUUUAGACAACCUCAAUCGCUCUGUUCCUCCGCCUUGCAUGCCCCCAGCCUCCUCCUGGGGCCAGACCAACCCCUUCUCUGAUACCUGGGGUCAACCAGCCUCGCUGCUCUCUGUCUCCUCCCCCAGCCCAGUGUCUGACCAUGAUUUAGCUGAAUCUGAAACACCAACUCAGUCAGCUGCCCAGGCAUGUUUGGACAGCAGUGCCCCUUCCUUUGCUCCUCAGUCAGAGCAAGAGCUCCAGCAGCACCAAUCAGUCCAUGAGGAGAUGAGGGGUUCAACCGAGGACGUUCAUGUCCUACUUGCUGCUCCAGCUGUAGGCAUGUCUCAGUCCAGCACUCUGAGUGGCACAGGUCUGAAUGCCCACAGCAGCAGCGAGACAAGCACACCAGAGGAACUACGAGACUACGACAGCAGCUCUGGGGUGGAGUCCCGUUCGGACAAGCAGCAGACCCCAGUGCCUGCUUCAGUCCAGCCUGACAUGGAGCAGGACCUGGGUAUCCACUUGGAGAAAGGCGAUGGAGAAGAGGAGGAGGCUGAGACACUCCCUGCCGAUGAGGUCCUGGGAACAGGACCCCCAACUGCUCCAGCAUCCGCUCCAUCUUCCCCUUCCACCUCAGGAGAUGAGGCCAGUGAUACAGAGGGUGAGAUGCAAAUAAACGACCCAGAUAAUCCAAUGAUGAUGGAUGAGAGUGCUGGAUUUGAAAGCCCUCCUCCCACCUGUAAUCUGCCUGCUCUUGAGGAGGAUGAGGAGGCAGCAGACACACCCGCCGGUGAGGGUGAAGAGGACGGAGGCGGAGCCACCCCUCAGUCAGCCAACUCUGUGGCAUCUUACGGCUUCGACUGCACCACAUCCAACUCCAACGCCCACUCCAUGGCCGAGAGCUGCGGAAAGAGCCCAGGGAUCUUCUCCCUAGAGAAUGAGGAACAGCUGCCUGAGGAGGCCAAGGACCCGUCCCUCAUCAAGGAGCUGACCCUGCCAUCAGCUGCUGCUGCUGCCCAGGCAGAGGACCUGCUGGGUAGACCUGUGGACCUGAUGCCUUUGGGCCUCCCGGGAGACAUCCAGCCCAGUCUAGAUGAGCAUCACUACAUGCUAGGGGGAAAGGUUGCAGCAGACCACCUGGGGGAAGUCGAUCCGUUGGAGCCCAGUCAUCACCUUGGUGCUCAGGGAUCUGGAGACACCAGUGACAGCCAGCCACCAUACUACUCAACCAUUUGUGAUAAGACUGAUAGUUUUCUGGCAGGUAACGUAUAAGUCCCUCCUAUUACCCCCAGAAUGCACCUUUUCCCUGAAACCCUCCCCUUUUACCUGUUGUUUGUUUUCUCUCCAGUUGGGUUAGAUGGGAUUCAAAGAAAAAAAAAGGAGAGCAAG
Xiphias gladius (swordfish) is the source of this 4499-nucleotide messenger RNA. It is a transcript of the gene prr36b, whose product is annotated as nucleolar protein dao-5. Bases 180 to 4382 code for a protein of 1400 amino acids. NCBI's taxonomy places the organism in Eukaryota, Metazoa, Chordata, Actinopteri, Istiophoriformes, Xiphiidae. The transcript has 5 exons. The record is from RefSeq and is a predicted model, not a curated record.